Messenger RNA from Penicillium argentinense, 711 nucleotides. RefSeq lists its product as uncharacterized. Bases 1 to 711 code for a protein of 236 amino acids. The record is from RefSeq and is a predicted model, not a curated record. Lineage: Eukaryota; Fungi; Ascomycota; Eurotiomycetes; Eurotiales; Aspergillaceae. The transcript is spliced from 2 exons.
AUGGACGAACUCACUGACGUCUCCCAGUGGAUCUCUCCCCACCGUGUCUUUAACUUCCAAGACUUUAUUACAAGAGACCUUCUUCCUGCGCUUAGUCCGGAGCUUGGAGCCUAUAAUCCGAUACCACACAUCGACCGAUACCAGCUCGCGACUGGGCUAAAGGGCCAAAAACCAAAGAAGGAACCACAGUGGUUAUCCGCUACUGAAAACCAUGCACCGUGCGCGGCAGAGCUCGCUUCGCAGUUUACUUUCGGUAGCCAAGCACGCCAGAUCUACCUUAUCAUCAUACGUGAAGAAGAGAUAGAUAAGGACGUGGUCAUCAAGCCUGAGUCCGAGCCAGAGCCUCUCCGUGAGGCAAGCUUGGUCAGUAACUGGAGCAAUCCAGAGACCCCAGGGCUAAGCUUCCAGUCGCGUACCGCGUCACAGGAGGAGAUCCUCGCUGAGAGACUUAGAAUUGCUAGUGAGAAAAUUGUUCAGCUAGAGAAAGCACACCAGCAGGAGACAUCGAAGGAGAUACCGCAGGAGGACAUAACGCAGCGAAGAGAGGCUUCAGGUGCCCGGCAACGUGGGCGCCCGCGGCGACGUGGUGGUGUCAGGAAAGAUAGAGCUAGGUGUACUCCAGUGGCAGCACUCUCGGCACUAUCAGGGGCCACCUCACCGCGGCGUACGCGCAGUAUGGCCCCCCGUGGUGGAACAACAGAGUCUGGUUAG